GAACUAAUGGCUAAAUAAGAACUGUACAGCAUUUGACAUAUUCACUUGAGAAACAUUUAGGUGAUGUGUGCGACAUGAAAAAACUGAUCUUAGCAUAAAAAUCUUAUUGUACCUAUUUAAAUUGGGUAUUGAUGUUAGUAGGCGAAGUAACAUUUUUAUACUUUAGUAUUUAUGUUAAACUAACAUCUAGCUAGAGUCUUCCAAAUUUACUUAUGGGCACAGGAUCCUACAAUUAAAGACAUGGCUGAGCAAAUUUCCAAAAAUCCUGUAGUUUGUGAAAUGAUUGUAGACAUGGCUGAGCAAAUUGCCGAAGAUCCUGUAUAUAGUCAAAUGGUUGAGCAACAUCAAAAGAGUGUCCCUAGUACAGGACAAGAUAUUAUUCCCCCAUUGGAUCCUCAGCAGCUUAUUUCAACCGUGCAGCAACUCAGGGAAAAUCCUAAGCUUAUGAAAAUGUCUCAACACCUUAGAAAUGCUAUUAUGCAGGAUCCUGUUUUGUCUUCGAUGAUUGGUUCGAAAGAGCAGAUUGAGGAACAAAUUGCUCGCAUAAAGAAGAAUCGGGCCUUGAAGGGAGUUCUUGAAGAGAAAUAG
This is a messenger RNA of Zingiber officinale, 588 nucleotides long. Its product is annotated as ankyrin repeat domain-containing protein 2A-like. Lineage: Eukaryota; Viridiplantae; Streptophyta; Magnoliopsida; Zingiberales; Zingiberaceae. The transcript is spliced from 2 exons. Bases 241 to 588 code for a protein of 115 amino acids. The record is from RefSeq and is a predicted model, not a curated record.